Cydia strobilella is the source of this 2171-nucleotide messenger RNA. It is a transcript of the gene Ir68a, whose product is annotated as glutamate receptor 1. Lineage: Eukaryota; Metazoa; Arthropoda; Insecta; Lepidoptera; Tortricidae. The transcript is spliced from 9 exons. The record is from RefSeq and is a predicted model, not a curated record. Gene Ontology annotation, cellular component: membrane. The coding region runs from base 1 to 2052 and encodes 683 amino acids. Gene Ontology annotation, molecular function: ligand-gated monoatomic ion channel activity.
AUGCAUGGAACUAAUUUCGCGCACGCGCACGCAGCGCUCUCCCCCAUACUAAGAGGCGUGGACGAGCGCAAGGACCUGGAGUGGGUGCUCGUGGACCUGCUCGACGCGCUGUCGCGUGACGUCACGUGCAUCGCCGUCGUGUGCGACGCCGUGCACCUCGGCGUGUGGGAGGGAGCGCUGUGGCGCCGCACCGCACCGCUGCCCGUCGUCAUGAUAGUGGUGGAAGAGUACGAGGAUCUGCUGUCGCCGAACUUCGCCACGCUGGAGUCGCUGCGGCGCGCGCGCGCGGACGGCUGCAACGUGUACGUCGCGCUGCUCGCCAACGGGCUGCAAGCUGCGAGGCUGCUGCGGUUCGGGGACAGGCACCGCAUCCUGGACACGCGCGCCAAGUACAUCAUGCUGCACGACUUCCGGCUGUUCCACAGCGAGCUGCACUACCUGUGGAAGCGCGUCGUCAACGUGCUGUUCCUGCGCUACCACAAGAAGGCCCUCGGCGGUGUCGGCGGUGUCGGCGGCGACAAGAGCAAGGCCUGGUUCGACCUCUCCACCGUGCCCUUCCCGAACCCGAUCAAGGCCGUCUUUGUGUCCAGGAGGGUGGAUAUUUGGAGGAAUGGAAGGUUUCACUACAACAGGCCUUUGUUUGCAGACAAGACAAAGAAUUUAAACGCGGAGGUGCUGAACGUGGUGUACCUGGAGCACGCGCCCUCCGUGCUACUCAUGAGGAACAACGACACCAACAAGAUUGGAGGCGUCGAGAUAGAAAUCCUGAACACAUUGGCGGAUAAGAUGAAUUUCAAGCCAAAUCUAUACCAGUCGGUGAACGCAGAGUAUCACAAGUGGGGACAGAAGCAAGCCAAUGGCUCGUUCUCAGGCCUGAUCGGCGAGAUGAUGAGCGGCGCGGACUUGGCGCUGGGCAACCUGCAGUACACGCCCUACCAUCUCGACCUCAUGGACCUCAGCAUCCCAUACACGGCACAAUGCUUCACCUUCCUUACGCCGGAGGCGCUCACCGACAACUCCUGGAAGACGCUCAUCUUGCCCUUCAAACUAUACAUGUGGGUAGCCGUGGUGCUGGUGUUGCUGAUGACGGGCGCCAUUUUCCACGGGCUCGCGCGCUACUACGCGCGCCUGCUGGAGUACCGGAACGAGCACAAGAUAAUCACAGAGAAACAUGAGGAGCAGGCCUCAAAACCAGUGGGCGUAUACCUGUUCGGCGAAGUGAUGAACAGCAUCCUGUACACGUACGGGAUGCUGCUGGUGGUGUCGCUGCCCACGCUGCCGUCCGGCUGGGCCGUGCGGCUGCUGACGGGCUGGUACUGGCUGUACUGCAUCCUGCUGGUGGUGUCGUACCGCGCCAGCAUGACCGCCAUCCUCGCCAACCCCGCCCCGAGGGUCACCAUCGACUCCCUGAAGGAGCUCGUCGACAGUAAGCUCGUCUGCGGCGGGUGGGGCACCGAAACCGAGCGCUUCUUUCAACAAUCUUUAGACGAGAUCGGACAGAAGAUCGGCGAGAGGUUCCAAACGAUAGACGAUCCGGACGAGGCCGCCGCUAGAGUCGCUCGAGGAGUCUACGCGUAUUACGAAAACGAGCAUUACUUGAAGUAUUUAAGCGUUAAAAGGAAGAAGUGGAAUGUGAGCAUGGAAACGCAGAACUCGACGAACACUACUAUUAUGAAACUGGCAUCCGAUAGAGAGUUGCAUAUAAUGACGGACUGUGUGGUCAAUAUACCGAUAUCUAUAGGUUUCCAUAAGAAUUCCCCGUUAAAGCCGCUAGCCGAUGUGUAUAUGCGACGCACGGUGGAAGUAGGCUUGGUUGAGAAGUGGCUGAAUGACGCCAUGUACCCUAUCAGAGCGCUGGACACGUUUGACAAUGAAGUAAAAGCUCUCAUGAACUUAAAAAAGCUGUAUGGAGCUUUCAUAGCCCUCGCUAUUGGAUAUUUUUUGAGCUUCAUAUGUCUGUUUGGGGAACUCGGAUAUUGGAAUUGCGUUGUCAAAAAAGACCCUAAUUUUGACAAGUAUGCUAUGGAUCUCUAUUAUAUGAAGAAAAAAUAAUAUUUUGGUUUUAUAAAGUAAAAAAAGUAAACAAAUUCUUUAUUUGCAUUAAAUGUAUUAUGUAUUUAAACUAUAUAAUUAAUAAGAUCAUGAUUUAAGUUAACAUUUCUUUAAUUCUA